Medioppia subpectinata is the source of this 1068-nucleotide messenger RNA. NCBI's taxonomy places the organism in Eukaryota, Metazoa, Arthropoda, Arachnida, Sarcoptiformes, Oppiidae. The record is from the annotation of a GenBank genome assembly.
AUGUCAUCAAAUACUUUCGUAUCGAUCGCGUCGGAAACCAUUGCCUCGGAGCUGGACAUGGAGUUCAUACAUAACAUCGACAAUAAUGUGACAAACAGUGUAUGGAUGGACAGCCAGUCCAGCAAUUUAUGGCACUAUGUAUUUCACGAGUACUGGCACAACGAGGGGUGUCCGCAAGCGGAACACCUGCCCCUUAUGGGUGGCGGACCCCUACCCGUACUCGUCAUAAUGAGCGCAUACCUGCUAUUUGUCACUAGAAUUGGGCCGUGGAUUAUGGCCAAAAGGCCUGCACUGGAGCUGCGAACCCCGAUGCUAGUGUACAACACGACCAUGGUCAUUGUCAACGCCUACUUUUUUGCCAAAUUCAUCUCAUUCGCCGAUUACGGCCGAGUGUUCACCCGAUUUCAGUUCCCCUCGCCGUACGACCGCUCGCCGGCAUCGGUGGCCAUCAUCGCCACCACUAACCUAUACUUUUGGUCAAAGUUUGUGGAUCUGAUGGACACCGUGUUCUUCGUGCUGCGCAAACGUCAGCGCCAGGUGUCGGGCCUUCAUCUCUAUCACCACACAGUCGUCCCGCUGUUGGCGUGGAUGACAAUGAAGUUGAUGCCAACGGUUCCCGCGUUUCAGAUCUUUGGCCUAUUGAACUCGUUUGUCCACACAGUUAUGUACGCCUAUUACGCCCUCUCGGCCUUCGGGCCCGCCAUUCAGCCCUACCUCUGGUGGAAGCGCUACAUCACAAUGAUCCAGAUCAUUCAGUUUGUCGUGUUUAUUACCUAUUCGAUGGCCUUAACCGUCUACCAGACCGGUUACCCGACCAUUUGGCUCUGGGUUGGUAUCGUUCAGAGUCCUCUCUUUUUCUAUAUGUUUACCAACUUUUAUAUCAAGUCUUACCUGAAGAGCAAACUUAAGAGUAUUAAACAAAACGACAUCGUUUACCGCAACUGCCAUUCAUUCAACAUCCGGGCGCAGGAGUCGGCCCGGAAUAUCCAGGCGCUCAAGAAAGCCAUGAAACCAAAUAACAGCACAAAUAUAAUGAAUAUAUUCUGGCAUUUAUUGCGGGCUAUCAUU